AUGCAAAAUCGAACUACUAAUGAUCCUUCGCACUCUUCAGUUUCUCCACAAAGGCAUAUUCCAUUGCCAAUUAAUGGCCAUUCUAAUGAAGAUGAUAGCACUGAUUCCGUAAAUCUAGAUCAGACACAGGAUACUUCUUCUAUUGAAUCAGAGCAAAUGCCUAUCGAUCAGGAUAUUUCAGAAGCACCUAUUAAUCAGGCACAAGUCAUGUCCAAUACUCCACUUCCAUCAGUCGAAGAAGUUAAUAAAUGGAAGCGGAACGAUGUUACUAAAUUCUUACAGGACAAAAAAGAAGAGUUGGAUCUUGAUGAUAAACACAUUGAAGUCAUCAAAGAUCAAGAGGUCGCUGGCCGUGACUUCCUUGAGGUGGACGUGAACAAACUAAUGCAAGAUGGGUUAAAAAGGGGACCAGCUGAAAGAAUUGCAAGUUUAGUUAGAGAUAUUAAGGGAGAAGAGCAGGAACAAAAGCUUCAAGCUGGACCCAGAGUUGUUGAAUUUUGGAAAAAACUUCUCGAUGCAAAAAUAGUCUUCCCGAUACCACAAGAUAUGGAAGAAGAUGAAUUAAAUGGUUUAGAAUCUUAUUAUACGAUUGAAAAUAAUCAUGUUUGUCUAAACAAUGGUGUGAUUACUGACUCAGAUGGUAUGCUAUACAACAAUGGAGAGAUCACUGAUUUGCAAUUGCCGUCGAAACUGAUGGAUAACUUUGGAGGAAUGUUGUGCUUGCCGGAUGGCGUGUUCUUUCUCGGAGAGGAGUACAAAUAUGGAUCGAAACUUCUCAUACGAAAUUGCUAUUUGCAGUUGCUCGAACUAAUCGAGAAGAAUCGUAAACCGGGCCUCUCAGCUCAUACUGGUUGCACGAUUACUGGUACACCUGGUAUUGGAAAGACAUACUUUGGAUUAUUUAUUCUCUUCUACGUUCGUUACAGAUAUCCUAAAGCCACAAUAAUUUGGAGGGGCGACGAAAAUAAUUGCUAUCAAUUCUUGUCUGAAGGUGAUGUCCAAGAGAGGGAUUUCCACCAGUUUAGCAAAACAUUGAAUAAUGCUGAAAACUUCUACAUUGCUGAUGCACAUGUUAUGACAUGGUGUUCAGCCUAUAAAAUCCUGCUCACAUCGCCAAUGGUAGAAAGAUUCAAUGAAGCUGUCAAAUGGCCGGGUUUCACUCAAUAUUUCAUGCCAGUUUGGACGCUCGAAGAAAUUACUGCACUUUGGACCGUUCAAUAUAAGAACAGGAAGAAUGAAAAAGGUGAAGAAUUCACGUUUGAAUUAGUCGGGUCCUUGCUAGACAAGUGGGGCCCAAUACCCAGGUCAGUUCUUUUAAAGUGGGACGAUGAGACAUAUCAGCAGAAAUACUAUAAUCUGAUUGCUGAAGCUGAUUUGGAAAGCUGUGUGAACUCCAUUAAUAAGGCAGGCAUGCCCACAGAUACCGUUAGUGGUAGACUCGUACAUCUUGACGUGAAUCCAACAUUUAUAAAAGUUGUGUAUCGUUUUGCUUCUCCGAUGAUAUCUAACAUAAUGAUCCAGGCAUAUGAAACUAAAAACAAAAAGAAGCUUCGCGAUUUCAUAAUGAGCAGUCAUGAACAUCCAAUGGUUGCUGGAUUUCGAGGCAAUCUCUUCGAAGAUCUUGCCCAUCUGGAGUUGCAAAGGGGCGGUACUUUUAGGAUACGGUGCCUGAAUAAUAAUAACUUAGAGGCUACAGAACGACAUAUCAAGGAGUCGGAGUGUAAUUGGUUCAUGACACUGAAUGAGGCACGCAAAGAAUAUUAUAACAGGCCAAAAUCAAAGACAUUUGCAUCGAUUGAUUCUUUCAGCCUUGAUAACAAUACUUUGGCCUUGUACCAAAUCACUGUCUCAACAGAUCACGGCAUAAAGGUGAAAGGACUUAAUGACCUUGACCGUUUUCUCACGUGGAAAAGAGAUGUGGAUAACAUUAAUCUAUACUUCGUCGUGCCAUCGGACAUCUUUGAAGAAUUUUCCUUUCAAAAAUACAAGACUGUCAAAGAUCAGGGCUAUCAGAAAAUUCCGAAAUGGAUUAACAAUAUAAACCAAUAUGCAUUGGAAGUGGCAAUAAGGAGAUUGUGA
Molecule: messenger RNA, 2079 nt
Organism: Entrophospora sp. SA101
Lineage: Eukaryota; Fungi; Glomeromycota; Glomeromycetes; Entrophosporales; Entrophosporaceae
Source: the annotation of a GenBank genome assembly